AUGCAAACCUACAACAUCGACACUAAUAUAGACGUCAGAGGUGAUGCAACUACCGUCGAUUUUUCGAUUCCAGUGGCCGGUGCCAGUCUUCCGGUGGAGAUCGUCGGCCGGCGGGUGUGCCAACCGCAAGACAUGUUCGACUGGGAGCGUAGUGAAGCGCGAGCCGAAGUUUUGGUGUUCGUCCGGCACAUGAACGAUGUGACCAAGCGAUACCCAGUGGCGACAUCUGCGAGGCAGCUUCGGCGGUCACGUAACAACAACGUGAACAGGGCGUUGGUGGUGUUGCGAACUGUCAGUGAGUGGGUGGCUAAAAAUUGUUUGCUUGUCGGUCAAGACAACCUUCCGAAGACGAUAGCAGAGUGUUUCUGCCAUUUCCACGGCCAGCUGCGGGCCGACGGACGGACCCUACUUGACAGGACGUACGACGGUCAUGGCCUUGGCCGUGCCGACUAUCGGGAUGUCAUGCUUCCCGUCUACUUAGAACAGAGCUUUGGUGAYCCAGUCACGAUGACCUACGGGCCUGCGCACGAACUAUCGUUCUGUGCUUUCCUCAUGUCGCUGUUCAAACUAUGCCACUUGACGUGGRCCGACGAACCGUACUUGGACGUUGUGAAUCAAGUAAUACAAUUUUAUCAGUUGAAACCAUCAAAAAGCGAGUACGGUGGUAACUUAGGUAACUGGUACUUGAGCGGUUACCAAUUCGUCGGGUUCCUGUGGGGCAGCGCGCAACUGGCGGGAAGCAGCGGCGACGGCGAUGUCUCUGUGUCCGAUGGCAGACUGUCGCUGUCGUCACCAGCGGCAGUCAUAAUGGAUGUAGAUGCAUGCCGAAGCCACCGGGAUGAGCACAUAUUUGCCAAAUGCAUGGACGCUGUGUACCGCCGGGCUGGAAAUGGUGUACCAUUGUGGUACCACUCGUACCAGCUGUGGAACUUGAMAGCUCUUAAAAGGUGGGACCGGGUAAACGGGUGCCUGUUGGCUGCAUAUCAGCGGGAGGUGUUAGACCGGUUCGAGGUCAUCCACCAAUUAGUUUUUUGCGAACUGUUCAAAUUCGCCCAAAACUUACGUCCACCUGGCAUAUCGUUUUAUGACAUUGUACCUACGAUUUCACCGUUGGAGACGGCCGCGGCGACGACGAACGUUUGGACCUACGAUGACGACAAAAAUAACAGCGGCAAAGACGAAGACGGCGAAAGAAUUAUCGAAUACGGUGAAAUGGAAGAUGAGGAAAUGGAGGCCGUGGAAACAGGAGACAUUGAAACAUUCAAGGACGAAAGAUAA
This is a messenger RNA of Diuraphis noxia (Russian wheat aphid), 1278 nucleotides long. RefSeq names its product serine/threonine-protein phosphatase 2A activator-like. Gene Ontology annotation, biological process: mitotic spindle organization. Gene Ontology annotation, molecular function: peptidyl-prolyl cis-trans isomerase activity; protein tyrosine phosphatase activator activity. The record is from RefSeq and is a predicted model, not a curated record. Gene Ontology annotation, cellular component: cytoplasm; nucleus; protein phosphatase type 2A complex. Lineage: Eukaryota; Metazoa; Arthropoda; Insecta; Hemiptera; Aphididae.